AUGAAUGCGAAAUCGCGAAGCGCCAUCGUUGCGCAAGCGAUUCGAGAGCAGGCUAGGGCCGCUGCAGGGAGACUGGAGAACGGAUCAGCAACACUGCUGCAAGAAGAGUCCGGCACCAUCUUCCUCGUGCCCGUGACUGUAGGCGGGCAGCAAUUCGACGUCGUCCUCGACACCGGCAGCAGUGACCCCUGGCUCAUCACGCCCAACUUUACCUGCGUCGACAUCUACACCAACACGCCCAUCAACGAAAGCUACUGCUACUUCGGCCCGCCGUACAGCCAGGAAAAAUCCAGCACCUACCACCCGCUGCCCAACGAGAACAUGAACGUCUCGUACUCCGACGGCGAGUUUCUCACCGGCUCAAUGGGCUACGAGACCUUCACUAUGGGCGGCAUCACCGUUCCCAAACAGGAGUUCGGACUGAUCAACUACGCCGGCUGGCUGGGCGACGGCGUCUCCUCGGGCCUCAUAGGCUUCGCUUACAGCACCAUCACCUCCGCCUACAACGGCACGAACGCGACCGCCGACGUCCGAGGCGACACAAUCAAGUACAACCCUCUCUUCACCAACAUGUGGGAGUCCAACACCACCGCCCCCAUCUUCGCGCUCGCCCUCGACCGCACCCCUCCCAGCGGCGGCCUCCUCUCCCUCGGCGGGCUGCCCUCCAUCCCGCACUCGCCCAUCUACAUCACAACGCCCAUCCAGAGCGUAGGCGUGUACGCCAACAGCCACAUCCCCGUGUACGAGUACUACACCAUCGUCGCCGACGGGUUCGCCCUGUCCAACGAUUCAGGCGUGAUUUUCGGGCCCGUGAACACCACCUCGCCACGCAAAACCCCGCUCUACGAAGCAGGCGAUGUGAUCGUCGACUCCGGCACCUCCCUCCUGUACGCCCCCAACAACGUGGCAAACGCCUUCGCAGCCGCCUUCGACCCUCCAGCAACGCUAGACGACAGCACGGGUCUGCUGAACGUAGCGUGCACAGGCACGCCGCCGAUUUUCGGCGUCAGCGUGGGCGGCAAGGUGUUUUACGUCAACCCCGUCGAUCUGAUUAUCGAGGAGGAUGUGGAUCAGUGUAUCAGCGGGGUGCAGCCUAGCAAUGGCGGGCUGACGAUUCUGGGGGAUGUGUGGAUGAAGAAUGUGGUGGUGGUGCAUGACAUUGCGGCGGAGGUGAUGGGGUUUAUGGCGAGAGAGUUUUUAAAUUUGACGGCGAGUCCGGUGGUUGCGCCGGGGUAUUAA
This is a messenger RNA of Neohortaea acidophila, 1239 nucleotides long. RefSeq names its product aspartic peptidase domain-containing protein. The record is from RefSeq and is a predicted model, not a curated record. Gene Ontology annotation, molecular function: aspartic-type endopeptidase activity. The transcript has 2 exons. The coding region runs from base 1 to 1239 and encodes 412 amino acids. Gene Ontology annotation, biological process: proteolysis. Gene Ontology annotation, cellular component: fungal-type vacuole. Lineage: Eukaryota; Fungi; Ascomycota; Dothideomycetes; Mycosphaerellales; Teratosphaeriaceae.